Molecule: messenger RNA, 1744 nt
Organism: Syngnathoides biaculeatus (alligator pipefish)
Lineage: Eukaryota; Metazoa; Chordata; Actinopteri; Syngnathiformes; Syngnathidae
Gene: prim1
Product: DNA primase subunit 1
Exons: 13
Coding region: 300-1580 (426 amino acids)
Biological process (GO): DNA replication, synthesis of primer
Cellular component (GO): alpha DNA polymerase:primase complex
Source: RefSeq, a predicted model, not a curated record
CUACAUGAAAGUAUUUAAAAUAAAUUUAUAGAGGCUAGUAAUAAUAUGGUUGAGUUUUACCUUGAAAUCAGUUAGCAUUUACAUCUACGUCAGAAACACGCCUUAUGACUUCCGUGUACGUACGAGUCAGGCCGAUUAUCAUUGGCUCUUGUGCGGAACUGAAGCAUUUUCCCGCGCUGUGUUAUUCUCAAAACAACUCACCGAGUACAGAACUUAUUAGCCUCCACGGAAGAGAGUCAAUUUGAUAUUUAAAAUUGCAGUGUCACGGCGCUUUCACUGUCGUGAACACAUUGCGAAGAAUGCCGUCAUCAUCGUUUGAUUAUGACCCAGCGAGUUUACCAGAUUUACUGCCGCUUUACUACCGACGACUGUUUCCUUUCUCACAGUACUACCGUUGGAUCAACUAUGGAGGUGUGCAGAAAAACUAUUUUCAGAACCGCGAGUUCUCCUUCACCCUCAAAGACGACAUCUACGUCCGUUACCAGUCUUUUACCACGCAGAACGAGAUGGAGAAGGAAAUCCAGAAGAUGAACCCUUACAAAAUUGACAUCGGAGCGGUCUAUAGUCACAGACCCAGUCAACAUAACACCGUGAAGUCUGGAACCUUCCAGGCUCUGGAGAAGGAGCUGGUGUUUGAUAUUGACAUGACCGAUUAUGAUGAUGUCAGAAGCUGUUGCAGUGCUGCAGACAUUUGUUCCAAGUGUUGGACUUUGAUGAUCAUUGCAAUAAGAAUCCUGGACCGAGCUCUUCGGGAGGACUUUGGCUUUCAGCACCUCCUGUGGGUCUAUUCUGGCAGAAGAGGUGUCCAUUGUUGGGUGUGUGACGAAGUCGCCAGGAAGCUUUCGGUAUCCGCUCGAUCCGCGGUGGCAGAAUACCUCAGUUUAGUCAAGGGUGGUGAAGAAACUGUGAAGAAAGUGGUGCUGACGGAUCCUAUUCAUCCUUUUAUUAGAGAAUCCCUGUCAGUGGUCGAGCGAUACUUCUCCACGUAUGCACUGGAGGAACAGGACGUAUUGGGCCGGAAGGAGUCGGUACAACAAGUGUUGGGCCUUGUGCCUGAAGAUGUUCGAAAAGAGUUACAGCAAGACUUCAAACAUGAGAGGAACCCGCAGAGUAGAUGGCAACUCAUCAUGGAACAAGCCAAUAAGAAACAGGUGGCGGGCAAGAAGGGCCAACACUUUGAGAAAGAAAUCAUGUUACAGUAUUGUUACCCACGACUCGAUGUGAAUGUCAGUAAAGGGGUGAACCAUUUGCUAAAGAGCCCCUUCAGUGUCCAUCCUAAAACAGGCCGCAUCUCCGUUCCCAUUGACCUCACAGAACUGGAUACGUUUGAUCCUUUCCAUGUACCCACAAUCAGUUUGAUCUGCAGUGAGUUGGAUCGUGUCAAGGCGGGUGAGGAGGAACAGGAUGAAAAUCCGGACGUUAAGGAAAAUGAAGAAACUGCUGAGAAACGAAAGAUCAGAGAUUAUAAGAGAACCAGUCUGGCAAAAUAUGUCAAGUAUUUUGAUAAAUUUUUAGAUGGCGUCUCUCAGUCAUGGAAAGGAGAACUUCUCAAAAAGAGUGAUCUUCAAAAGCAAUUUUAAGACGACGAUGCAAACCAUCCUCAGUUGGAGCUUUGAUGAUGUUGCCAUUUCUCAGAUAAAAUGACUUGAUUAUUCUGCUUUGCUACAAUAUUUUUUUACUGUAUUCUACAAUCCUGAUUAAAUGUUAAUAAUACAUUUUCUUGCCACCCAUUAUGUUGCUAGAU